AUGCCCGGCGAAGUCAUCGAUCGGCCGAAUCCACAGCCAUUACCGUCGCAUUUACCAGAUGAUUUGGAUAAGCUCAGGGUCACAAUUGAUCAUGAGACACUCGAUCAAAAUACCUGCGAUUCUUUGCUGAAGUUUCGCCGGGCGGCUGCUUACAUCGCCGCAGCGAUGAUUUUCUUACAAGAGAAUGUUCUUCUUAAAAGACCCCUCACGUUCGAUGACAUCAAGCCCCGACUCUUAGGUCACUGGGGAACAUGUCCCGGCCUGAUCCUCGUUUACUCCCACCUAAACUACAUCAUCAAAACAAUGAACCUGGAUAUGCUCUAUGUCGUCGGACCAGGACACGGAGCACCAGGUGUUCUAGCCGCACUGUGGCUAGAAGGCUCAUUGGAGAAAUUCUACCCCCAGUAUUCUCGGGACAGCCAGGGCCUGCAUAACCUCAUUUCCACAUUCAGCACCACAGCUGGUCUCCCAAGUCACAUCAACGCUGAGACCCCGGGUGCGAUUCAUGAAGGUGGAGAACUGGGAUAUGCUUUGGCUGUAUCAUUUGGUGCCGUUAUGGAUCAUCCUGAUUUGAUUGUUCCCUGCAUCGUGGGUGAUGGGGAGGCUGAGACUGGUCCAACGGCUACAUCCUGGCAUGCUAUCAAAUACAUUGAUCCGAAAGAGUCCGGUGCCGUCCUUCCAAUCCUCCAUGUUAAUGGGUUCAAGAUUAGUGAGCGCACGAUCUUUGGCUGCAUGGACGACAAGGAGCUUCUGGCUCUGUUCACUGGAUACGGAUAUCAAGUCCGGUUUGUAGAGGAUUUAAACGACAUUGAUACGGAUCUACACAGCUCAAUGGUGUGGGCUGUGAAAGAAAUCCAACGGAUUCAACAAGCGGCUCGCUCCGGCAAACCAAUUGUCAAACCUCGUUGGCCAAUGUUGAUACUGCGAACACCCAAGGGCUGGUCGGGACCCAAAAAGCUUCACGGAAACUUCAUCGAGGGCUCGUUCCAUUCACACCAGGUGCCGCUGCCCAAGGCAAAAUCUGACAAGGAACAACUGGAUAUUCUUCAAAAUUGGCUCUCAGGUUACAAACCGGAGGAACUCUUUACAGAGAAUGGCGACGUUAUCGAUGAGAUCAAAUCCGUGAUACCGACUGACAGUUCUAAGAAACUUGGUCAACGUAUCGAAGCAUAUAACAGCUACAAGGCACCAGAUCUACCUGACUGGAAACACUUCUGCGUGGAGUCGGGCAAGGAAGAAAGUGCAAUGAAGGCUGCUGGUAAACUGAUCAACCAACUCUUCAUUCAAAACCCACAUAGUGCGCGUCUAUUCUCACCAGACGAGCUGGAGAGUAACAAGCUAGAUGCAGUGUUUGAAAACACAGGGCGGAAUUUCCAGUGGGACGAAUUCUCCAAUGCUCGCGGAGGGCGUGUCAUCGAAGUGCUCAGUGAGCAUAUGUGUCAGGGCUUCAUGCAGGGAUAUACCUUAACUGGUCGCAUGGGAAUUUUCCCAUCGUAUGAAAGUUUCUUAGGAAUCAUUCACACAAUGAUGGUGCAGUAUGCUAAAUUCAUGAAAAUGGCCGAAGAAACUAAGUGGCACAGCAAGAAUGCCAGUCUAAACUACAUCGAAACCAGCACCUGGACCCGCCAGGAACACAACGGCUUCUCCCACCAAAACCCAUCAUUCAUUGGAUCAGUCUUGAAAUUGAAACCCACCGCAGCCCGCGUCUACCUACCACCAGAUGCAAACACAUUCCUGUCAACCCUACACCACUGCCUAAAGUCCCGGAAUUACAUCAACCUAAUGGUAGGCUCGAAACAACCAACCCCGGUCUACCUCUCACCCUCCGAAGCAGAGAACCACUGCCGCGCAGGUGCAUCCGUGUGGAACUUCUGCAGCACAGACAACGGACUCGAUCCAGACGUUGUUCUCGUGGGCAUAGGAGUCGAAGUUAUGUUCGAAGUCAUCGCGGCAGCAGCACUUCUCCGCGAACGUGUACCAAAUCUACGUGUCCGCGUGGUCAACGUGACAGAUCUGAUGAUGCUGGACAAUGCAGGCGAACACCCGCACGCAUUAACGACCGAGGCGUUUGAUCACCUUUUCACGGCUGAUAAAUGUAUUCAUUUUAAUUAUCAUGGAUACCAAACUGAGUUGCAGGGGUUGCUAUUCGGUCGGCCACGUUUGGAGCGUGUUUCCAUUGCCGGGUAUAUGGAGGAAGGAUCCACUACCACGCCGUUUGAUAUGAUGCUUGUCAAUCGGACUUCGAGGUACCAUGUGGCUCAGGCUGCUAUUCAGGGAGCUUCGAGGUUUAACCAAGAGAUUCAGAUUCGGCAUCAUGAGUUGGUGUCUGAGUUGAGUCACAAUAUUGUUGAGUCGAGGAAGUAUAUCAUUGAGAACCAUAAAGAUCCUGCUGGUUUAUACGAGCUCCCGAAAUUCACUUAG
Penicillium longicatenatum is the source of this 2421-nucleotide messenger RNA. Its product is annotated as putative phosphoketolase. The transcript has 7 exons. Gene Ontology annotation, biological process: carbohydrate metabolic process. Gene Ontology annotation, molecular function: aldehyde-lyase activity. Lineage: Eukaryota; Fungi; Ascomycota; Eurotiomycetes; Eurotiales; Aspergillaceae. The record is from RefSeq and is a predicted model, not a curated record. The coding region runs from base 1 to 2421 and encodes 806 amino acids.